Molecule: messenger RNA, 958 nt
Organism: Odobenus rosmarus divergens (Pacific walrus)
Lineage: Eukaryota; Metazoa; Chordata; Mammalia; Carnivora; Odobenidae
Gene: MORN4
Product: MORN repeat containing 4
Exons: 4
Coding region: 23-463 (146 amino acids)
Source: RefSeq, a predicted model, not a curated record
UUUCCUUCCGUACGCUGUCACCAUGACCCUGACGAAAGGUUCCUUCACCUACUCCAGUGGGGAAGAAUAUCGAGGCGAGUGGAAGGAAGGCCGCAGACAUGGUUUUGGUCAACUGUUGUUUGCAGAUGGUGGCAUCUACCUGGGUCAUUUUGAGAAUGGGCUCUUUAAUGGCUUCGGGGUACUGACCUUCUCCGAUGGCUCAAGGUAUGAGGGGGAGUUCGCCCAGGGCAAGUUUAAUGGCGUCGGAGUCUUCAUUCGACAUGACAACAUGACAUUUGAAGGGGAAUUUAAAAAUGGCAGAGUAGACGGUUUUGGCCUGCUGACCUUCCCUGAUGGUUCUCACGGAAUACCCCGCAACGAAGGUCUGUUUGAGAACAACAAGCUGCUGCGGCGUGAGAAGUGCUCCGCAGUCGUGCAGCGGGCCCAGAGUGCCUCCAAGUCGGCCAGAAAUCUCACUGCCUGACGGGCGUCGUGCACCUGCUCCCAGGCACAGGCCAAAGCGCAGGCCCCGUGACGCCCUCGAGGCGAAUCCAUGAACCAGAUGGGAGAGGAGAUGAGAAUGCCCACGGAGCAGAGGCCUGGAGACAUGCCCCCUCACCUGCCCGGUGGGGAUUCAGUGACGAAAGCCGUGAGGAUUCUGGCCCCCCGGCCCACAGCAGGGUCACCAGCUCUGUCUCUGCCUCUCUCCCUGGUUGGUAUUCUGUGUCCCUAACGCCUCGGGUCGCCCAGUGCAGACCUGCUUCUACUCGAUUUCCUGCCGACGGAGGCAGAAUCUCUUCAUUCUGCCUGUACCGGGGGCAGAUGAUCCCGGCCCCAGGUUAGGGCUAGUGCUUUGUGCUACCCUGGAGAAACAAGGAGAAACAUAGGGGUGGCUUAGACAGCUCCGCAGUCCUGUGAAAGUCAGAGCCAGAGCGUUUCCUUGUGUCACCCCCUCAGUGGCUGCUGGUUGGCUUCAUGG